UUGUAUAUGAUAAUAAUGUUUCUUUGCUGGCAUGUCUUUAGAGAAUCAGAUUGGCAUGGCGCUGCCACAAAGAGCCAAGAUCUGCUUAUCUCCAGGCGGUGACUGUGGAGGUAAAAAUAUCCGCGAUAAGUAACAGGUACGCCAAUGCCAAUAAAGUCCAUCACUAGGCUGUAUUAGCCAGAAGAGAGGUAAAAAAGCAUCAAGUGCAGUCAAUUUGGAGUUUAGAUAAUCUACUUAUUAUGUGCCCCAGCGUCAGCUUCCGUAGCUGGAGACAUAGCUAGAAGACGGCUCCGUUUACUUCCGGCUACCACUACGAUUACGUCGUAGUCGUGUUCCGUGUGGCAAGCGCGCACCUACGCGCCAUUUGUGUGUGCGUUAGUGUUGGUGCUGGUGUGCGACCUCGCCAAUAAGCAGACGAGCCAACAAAAGUCUGGAACCACACCGCAAUCUGUGGAAAACAAUAACAUUGCUGGCAAGUUCUGAAAAGCAAAAAGCCGUUUGCUUCGAAACGAUUGCGGGGAAAGGUAAAUGUGACUACUGGAGCGGGGGCAGCACUAGAAGUCGACCACACAAAAACAACAUGUCGUCCACAUCAGAGCGGAAACGAUACCACAAGGACAACGCGCCCACCGACGACAUUCUGACGCUAAUCAAUCUGGUGCGUCAGAAUCCGGCACUCUACAACUACAAACUCCAGCCGAAUCAGCGGCGACGGUCGGACAUCUUGAGCGGAUGGCAGGAGGUGGCCCAAAAGAUUGGUGAUAAAUACACUGUGCCGGAGGUGAGACGAAAGUGGAAGAACCUUAGGGAUACAUACCAUCAGUAUCGGCUACGUACACCCAAGUGCAUAGAGGGGCGUCUCUCCAAGUGGCGGUAUGCCAAGGAGUUGGAUUUCCUAUCGACCGUGUACCAGCCGAAGCUGAAGUCGCAUCGCACCCAAAACAACUAUGAGGCGAGCAGUGCCACAAGCACAACGCUGCCCAUCGGUUCCAUGCUGCAUCUAAAGGACCAAGGCGACGACGACGACGAUGUGGACGAUGAUGGUCAGUCGGAUACGGGAAUGUCAUCGCAUCAUGAUGCCCAGAUCACAUUGGUUGGCGACGAGACGGAAACAUUCAUACUGACAGCCUAUGAGGAGGGCGUCUCGGACGACACAGUGUCCCAGCAUCAUGAGCACCAUCAUCACCAGCAUCAUCAUCACCAGCAGCAGCAUCAUCAUCACCAUCAUCAUCAGUCGCAGCACGAUGGCAGCAUUUCCAGCAUUGAACUGUCCCAGAUCGCCCACGAUGACGAUGUUGUCGACGAUGUGGACGACGACGAUGAUGUGGAUCACGAUGGCCAUGUGGUGGAUAUUGUCAAGCACGAGAUGGACGAAGAUGGGGCUACCGGCAACGAGGUAGACUACGAGGAGGUUUGCCUGUACGAGGAGGCCAGUGGGGCACAUGUCGAUUGCGAGAUGGGCGUCAGCGACGGCGUGGACGGCAGCAACGAUGUGACCCACAGCAAGAGCUUCCACUACAUUGAUGCCCAUGACUUUUGCAUAUCGGACAUUGAGCCGCAACCGCAUCAGCAAUCCGUGGUUGCUGUCCGAUCCCACCAUCAUCAUCAGUAUACAGGCAGCUGUGUGAAUGGGCCGCCCACCAAUAGCGUCCUCGGCGGCGGCACCGUUGUGUCCGACGGCAAGCUUAAGAAUCUCACGCUGGUCACCACCACAGCAGCAGCUACAGGCGGAUCGAGCCGGCACGAGCAGACCAUUUCCACACAGCAAAUCUCUUUGGUGGAUGUCACAGAGGCAACCAGCACGAGCGUAACCAUUUCCAGCACACCGGCGGUGUCGCUAAAUGCCGCAGCGGUCACCACCUCGCCGGCAGCGUCAUCGGCGCUGUGCAACACCACAUCGUUUACCACGCCCACAGCCACCAUUCUCCAGCUGCCGCCGCUCACGUGCGGGGGACCCGGUCUUGGCGGCGCUGGCGGGAACGGUGGUGGCGGCGGCGGUGGACCUGCAAAUGCGACUGGAAACGGACCCUGCCCACCGUUGGCCAUCAGUGCGGCCAGCAGCAGCACUCUGAUCAAGGAGGAGGAUCAGCAUGGCAAUGCCUAUCAUGUGGCCCAGGCGCUGGCCAAGCGAGACGAGUUGGAUCUGUUCUUUGAUUUCCUUAAGAAGAAGAUGCAGUGCUUCUCCAAGACCCAGGUGACGCACAUACAGAUGGAGUUCUUGAAUUGUGUGGGCCGCCAGGAGGCGGCCGAACAGGAUAUCAAAGACUAAGCAACCAGAUAGAUUACCACAUCCAACCCCCCCCCUCUUGCUAAUAGUUGUACUCCAGUAGUAGUUGCUUAGUUUUAAUCAUUGUGUAUAGGCUUAGGAUCGUACCGUUUACCAGUUUGCAAGUUUUUGCCAAAGCUCUGUGGAUCUACACAGGGUUCUAUCUAGUUUUUCUUCAUUUUAGCUUUAGAAAAUCCCACAAAAACAAACCCACAAACACACAUACUCUAUGUACCCCAAAUAUAUAUAUAUAC
Messenger RNA from Drosophila persimilis, 2520 nucleotides. RefSeq lists its product as uncharacterized. The record is from RefSeq and is a predicted model, not a curated record. Bases 581 to 2269 code for a protein of 562 amino acids. The transcript is spliced from 2 exons. Lineage: Eukaryota; Metazoa; Arthropoda; Insecta; Diptera; Drosophilidae.